Messenger RNA from Lecanosticta acicola, 822 nucleotides. NCBI's taxonomy places the organism in Eukaryota, Fungi, Ascomycota, Dothideomycetes, Mycosphaerellales, Mycosphaerellaceae. The record is from the annotation of a GenBank genome assembly.
AUGCUGCUGCUCGGCCUCACAGGCAGCAUUGCCACGGGUAAAUCUACCGUCUCCCAAAUCCUUGCCUCCCCGCCUUACAAUCUCCCCAUCGUCGACGCCGACAAGAUAGCCCGCCAAGUUGUCGAGCCGGGAACGUCAGGUUACAAAAAGAUCCUCUCCACUUUCGGUCCUUCCACGCCAGAUCUGCUAUUACCUCCUACGCCUGAGAACGGAGGCGAGAAUGGGCAUAGUGGAAAAGGAAGACCAUUGAACAGACCAGCACUGGGAAGAAGGGUAUUCGGCGAAGGCAAAGAUGAGGAUAGAAAAGCAUUGAACAAGAUCGUUCAUCCGGCAGUACGGACGGAAAUGUACAGACAAAUGCUUCUCGCUUAUCUGAAAGGUUCCUGGGCCGUUGUUCUGGAUGUCCCGCUCCUCUUCGAAUCCGGCUGGGAACCUCUCUGUGGCACAAUCCUCGUCGUGGCAGUCUCCGACCCGAAAAUCCAAAUGUCCCGACUUCGAGCACGCGAUUCCUUCCUUACCGAGGAGGACGCCAAGAAUCGUGUUGCGGCGCAGUGGGAUGUCCGGGAUAAGGCGGAGCGUUGUUUGAGGAGGGGGGAGGAGGCUGGGGUGGUGGUUUGGAAUGAUGGGGACAAGGGGGAAUUGAAGAAGCAGAUUGAUGAGGUUAUGGGGAAAGUGAAGAGGGCACAUCCACAGUGGUGGUCGUACCUUUUGCUGUUGUGCCCGCCUCUGGCGGUGCUAAGCGGGGGUUGGUCAUAUGUGAGGAGUUGGUGGAUUAAGAGGGCUUGGGAAAAGGAAAAGACGAGGGAGAAGGCGAAGUUGUGA